Molecule: messenger RNA, 453 nt
Organism: Paraglomus brasilianum
Lineage: Eukaryota; Fungi; Glomeromycota; Glomeromycetes; Paraglomerales; Paraglomeraceae
Source: the annotation of a GenBank genome assembly
AUGAGUGAACAAUCGAAUUACGAAAACUUUACAAAUGGUUUUUCAUCGAAUCCGAUGAUUAAUCCAGACUCGGAUUAUUAUUAUGUCAACAGUUUUUCGUCGGAAAUGUCAGAUCCCAACCCCAACAUUUUUUCCUAUCCGCCCUCCCAGCAAACUUUUGGCUACCAGCGUCAAGAUUAUUAUUGUCCUCCUGAUGUCGGUUCUUUCGACUCCAGCAAUGUCCGUAUGAAUGGAUCAUUGGAUACUAAUAUUCCGAAUAACGGAAAUGCUGGUAAUUAUUUUUAUCGGGUCAACAAUUAUCCUCAUCCCGUUAAUUAUACUUUGCCCGAAAGGCCUGAUCAAAUGCCGUUUCUCUCUACUCUCUCCAACAAUGCUGGCACGAUGUCAAACACCGGAUUCGUAGUACUUGUCGUGCAAGUAGACCUCGACAAAAUAUCAGCUAUUCUUCAAUAA